Eruca vesicaria subsp. sativa (arugula) is the source of this 1095-nucleotide messenger RNA. NCBI's taxonomy places the organism in Eukaryota, Viridiplantae, Streptophyta, Magnoliopsida, Brassicales, Brassicaceae. The record is from the annotation of a GenBank genome assembly.
AUGAACCAAGUAAUCCGUUCCAGAUCCGUAGCUACCAACGCCGUAAGAUCCCUGAGCUACCUCCGUCAAUCUUCCCCUCUACUCUCCGGCGCCGCCGCCAGCACUACUCCCGUCCGCCACUUCACCUCUCCCGGUCAUGCUCUCAACAGUUACCAAAUCAAGCCGCCGGUGAACUGGGGGAUCCGAAUCGUGCCGGAGAAGAGAGCGUGCGUGAUUGAGAGGUUCGGCAAAUACGUCAAGACUCUGGAGUCGGGGAUCCACUUCCUCGUUCCAGGAGUGGAUCGUAUUGCUUACGUUCAUUCGCUCAAGGAGGAAGCCAUUCCGAUUGCGAACCAGACUGCCAUUACCAAGGAUAACGUCAGCAUCCACAUCGAUGGUGUUCUUUACGUCAAGAUUGUGAAUCCGCAUUUGGCGUCUUAUGGCGUUGAGAAUCCCAUCUACGCUGUUAUGCAGUUGGCUCAAACCACUAUGCGUAGUGAACUCGGGAAGAUUACUCUUGACAAGACGUUUGAGGAACGUGAUACGUUGAACGAAAAGAUUGUGGAAGCCAUCAAUGUCGCUGCAAAAGACUGGGGUCUUGAGUGCCUUCGUUAUGAGAUUAGGGAUAUCAUGCCUCCUAAUGGAGUGAGGGUUGCUAUGGAAAUGCAAGCUGAGGCUGAACGUAGAAAGAGAGCUCAGAUUCUUGAGUCUGAAGGAGAACGCCAAGCUCAUAUCAACAUAGCUGAUGGUAAGAAAAGUUCUGUAAUCUUGGAAUCAGAAGCUGCCAAGAUAAACCAAGUCAACAGAGCAUCAGGUGAGGCAGAAGCAAUAAUAGCUAGAGCACAAGCAACAGCCAGAGGACUGGCCAUGUUAUCUCAAUCCCUCAACGAAACUGGAGGAGUGGAGGCUGCGAGUUUGAGAGUUGCGGAGCAAUACAUUCAAGCUUUCGGCAACAUUGCUAAGGAGGGUACAACAAUGCUGCUUCCGAGUUCUGCUGCAAAUCCUGCUAGCAUGAUCGCUCAAGCUAUGACAAUGUACAAAAGCCUCGUCCCCCAUGGUGGCAUCCAGGAAACGUCAGCAGUAGAAUCGAAGACGUCUGCUAGAAAAAAGAACUAG